AUGGCGGUGGUAUUUUCUGAAGAACAAAAUAAAAGUCAAUACUACAGUUUAUACCACUCACAAGGAUACCUUUCCCAAAUACCAAUAAACAUUUGUGAUUUUCCAAAUAUAGUUCGCAUUGAUUUGCAAUCAAAUCAACUGACUGAAGUUGGAAAUUUAUCAUGCCUCUCCAUGUUAGAUACUCUGGACUUAAGUUAUAACAAAAUUCACUUUAUUGGAAAUUAUACCUUCCUAAGUCUUACAAAUUUACGCGAGCUGAGGGUAACACAUAAUGGAUUAAAGGUUCUAGCUCCUGCAACAAUUACUGCAAGUUCACUUCAAAUAUUUAGGGCGGAUUUUUCUCAUAAUGAAAUGAAAUCAAUUGAAUUUAGCAACAUGAUUUCUGAAUCAGAUUUCUGUGAGAUAACUUUUGCAUCAAACGAUAUUUCAAAAAUUGUUAAUACAAAUAACUUUAAAAUAGAUCCUGAAAAAGAUUACCGUGGUGGAAUAGUUGAAUUAGUCGGUAACAGCUUUACAACGUUUAUUGAUUUUGAAAAACUAGGCAUAACUGACAUUGCUAUUCUUGGUAAGGUAAUAUCUUAUGGAUUUGUUAUGCCGGAUGUGAAAUGGACCUGCGAUUGUCGUAUGGAACCUUACCUUGAACUCGCAGAAGAUGUCAUAAAAAGGAUUUGGAGAGAUUAUUUUAACAUAUCAUGCUGGAAUCCUCCAGAAUAUAGAGGCAAAACUAUUCCAGAUAUAGUGAAGGAAGGUCGUCUUGAUAUCUUUAUAUGCAAUUUAACCGAAAAAUGUCCACGAAAUUGUACGUGUUUUUACCAACCUAAAGAAAGGCGAACUGUUGUUGAUUGCAGCGAUGCAGGUCUAAAAAAAAUGCCUUGUGAAGUACCACAGUGGAACAGAUUUAGCAAUAACUUGACAUUGAUUUUCAAAAAUAAUAACAUCACUCAUUUUGAUAAUAAGAGUUAUCUAAAAGAUGCAACCGUGCUUGAUAUGUCUGGCAAUAAGGUGGCAACUUUUUCCCCCGAAGCGAUAGAGAUGUUACCAGAAGAUAUAGUUCUUAAUUUUGCUGAUAAUAAUUUCAAAAAAGUUCCACGCGCAUUUCAGACUCUAAAUCCAUGCAAAUCAAAAUUUGGAGAUGUAGCAAUAGAUUGCAAUUGUGAUACGGAGUGGAUAAAACACUGGGCUGACAACAGAGGUUUAAAGCAAUGCAGUAAUAUGAGUUCCUAUGUUUGUGAGACAGAUCAUGGUCUUAUCCCAGUUGAUGAAAUAUCAACCGAUGAUAUUUGUAAACAAGAAAAGUUUAUGAUUACUAGUAUCAUAUCUAUUAUCUUAAGCCUUCUGUCUACUCUCAUUGUGAUUAUUUUUGGUGUGGUGUACCUGUUCAGGUAUGAAGUUUAUUUGUUGCAGAGGAAAUACUUUCUCCGAAACUCAGCUUCCAAAGUUGGAUGUUUUCUAAAAUACGAUGCAUUCGUUUCUUUCAAUGAUGAAAAUGAUGAGUUACGUAUGUGGGUUUUAAAUGUCUUAGUUAGACAUCUUGAGGCAUCUGGCUAUCGACUGUUUGUUCCUUGUCGUGAUUUACCGCCAGGGUCUGUCAAGGAAGAAGAAAUUUUAGAACAAAUCAUCAACAGCAGAAAAUAUUUGAUAAUACUGAGUGAUUAUUACUUACACCAAGAUACACCCUGGACACAAAUUGAAUGGAAGUAUAUUUGGUGUCACUUUAGACAAUAUGUGGAAAGAAAUAUAAUAGUAAUAAACUUCGACCAUCUUGGAACAUCUGAGCAGGCGGACCCAAAACUGAGAGCAUUUGUACGUCUUGGGUAUGACAUUGAUUUUUCUAACCGGAAACAUGAUUUAAUUUUCACAGUGAAACUUCGACUAGGAACUCCACUUAAAAGUUUAUUUUUUCAUGGAAACAAAAAAACUAAAUUCAUGGGACACAAUCUGAUUAACAAUAAAGGGUUGUUUGAUCCUUUCACUGUUGUCGAAAGCUCUAAAAUUAAACUUGAAGUAUAAAAUAAUUUUUGAACAAUGUUUAAGUAUAUUUUUUGUAUUUUCUUCAUACAUAUAUAUAUCAUGCUAAAUAUCCAAGAUUUAUUUAGAUAUCAAUGUUAGUAUUAUUUGCAGUGUUGUAAUUUAUUAUUAUAAUAGAAAGUACAGGAAGGCAUUAUACAGAAGCCACUUCAAGUUUUAAGAUACUGGUAUGUUAUAAUAACUUAAUUCUCAUGAACAUAGAUUAAAUAGCAGAUUUAGCUGUACUCUUUUUCAAUGAUUUCCUCUAUCCAUGCUAAAGACCGUACGGUAACUUCUAUGUCAUUUUGGUCUCUAAUUUUUAUAUUAUAAAUGACCUUCUCUCAA
Mytilus californianus (California mussel) is the source of this 2352-nucleotide messenger RNA. Its product is annotated as toll-like receptor 8. Gene Ontology annotation, biological process: toll-like receptor signaling pathway; inflammatory response; immune response. Gene Ontology annotation, cellular component: membrane. The coding region runs from base 1 to 2010 and encodes 669 amino acids. The record is from RefSeq and is a predicted model, not a curated record. Gene Ontology annotation, molecular function: transmembrane signaling receptor activity; protein binding. NCBI's taxonomy places the organism in Eukaryota, Metazoa, Mollusca, Bivalvia, Mytilida, Mytilidae. The transcript has a single exon.